CCUAGUGGAACAAUUGCCCUAUUUAUCAGUAUAUUCAUAUAUCCAGACCCAUAGCCUUUCAUUGUAGUGCAACAACUGCAGGGGCUGCUGCUGCUUUCUUUAUCCCACCCCUCCUAACAGGGGCCUCAUCUCAUCUUAACUGUGGCCCUGUUAUUUGGAAUAAUUGCCCAUGGAAUAGCUGUCUUUAUUGGCAUUGUCUGUGUGAUAUGGCAGCUCCUUCCCAGGAGAGCAAACGGCCGGUGUUGGUGCUUCAGAACGAUGGGCUGUACCAGCAGAGGAGAUCCUACACCAGUGAGGAUGAAGCCUGGAAGUCCUUUCUUGAAAACCCCCUCACGGCGGCCACCAAAGCGAUGAUGAGCAUAAAUGGAGAUGAAGACAGUGCAGCCGCCUUAGGCCUUUUAUAUGAUUAUUACAAGGUUCCCAGGGAAAGGAGGCCGUCGGCAGCAAAACAGGAGCAUGAUCAUGCGGAUCAGGAGCACAACAAAAGGAAUGGUUUGCCUCAGAUCAAUGAACAAGCCCUGCUUUCAGAGAACAGAGUGCAGGUACUGAAAACAGUGCCCUUUAACAUUGUGGUACCCCUGGCCAACCAGGUGGAUAAAAGAGGUCACCUGACCACGCCAGACACUACAGCCGCAGUCUCUAUUACGUCACUACCGGCUCAUCCCAUCAAAACUGAAUCCCAGAGCCAUUGCUUCUCUGUGGGCCUUCAGAGUGUGUUCCACACGGAACCUACGGAAAGGAUUGUCACCUUUGAUCGAACUGUCCCUUCUGACCACUUCACAUCUAACAGCCAGCCACCUAACUCCCAGAGGCGCACCCCAGACUCCACAUUCUCUGAGACAUACAAGGAAGAUGUUCCAGAGGUUUUCUUUCCACCUGACCUGAGCCUACGAAUGGGCAGCAUGAAUUCUGAAGACUAUGUUUUCGAUUCUGUUGCUGGGAAUAAUUUUGAAUAUACCCUUGAGGCAUCAAAAUCCCUUAGGCCUAAACCUGGGGACAGCACUAUGACGUAUCUGAACAAAGGCCAGUUUUACCCUAUAACCCUAAAGGAGAUUGGCGGCAACAAAGGAAUACACCAUCCAAUCAGUAAAGUCCGGAGUGUGAUUAUGGUUGUGUUUGCUGAUGACAAAAGCAGAGAGGACCAGCUCCGCCAUUGGAAGUACUGGCAUUCACGGCAGCACACAGCAAAGCAGCGAUGCAUCGACAUAGCCGACUACAAAGAGAGCUUUAACACCAUCAGUAACAUUGAGGAGAUUGCGUACAACGCCAUUUCUUUUACCUGGGACCUGAACGAUGAAGGAAAGGUGUUUAUAUCUGUGAAUUGCCUGAGUACAGACUUCUCCUCCCAGAAAGGAGUGAAAGGGCUGCCGCUGAACCUCCAGAUUGACACGUACAGCUAUAACAACAGGAGUAACAAGCCUGUGCACAGAGCCUACUGCCAGAUUAAAGUAUUCUGUGACAAGGGGGCAGAACGUAAAAUAAGAGACGAGGAACGCAAACAGAGCAAGCGAAAAGGCAAGUGUUCUGAGCCCAGCUCCCAAAUCAAUACUUUCCAGGAUGUUAAGGUUGGGCUUCCUCCAUCUCACAAGAGGACAGAUAUCACUGUGUUUAAGCCUAUGAUGGAUCUGGACACUCAGCCAGUCCUGUUUAUCCCAGAUGUGCAUUUUGCCAACCUCCAACGCACGACACAUGUUCUUCCCAUAGCACCUGAGGACAUGGAAGGAGAAUUGAGCAGCCCCGGAAUGAAGAGAGUGCCCUUCUCCCCCGAAGAGGAUUUCACUGCACCCCCUGCUAAGCUGCCCCGGGUGGAUGAACCAAAAAGAGUUUUGCUGUAUGUCAGGAGGGAGACAGAGGAAGUUUUUGAUGCUCUAAUGCUCAAGACACCAACACUGAAAGGGUUAAUGGAGGCUGUCUCUGACAAAUAUGAAGUCCCCAUUGAAAAAAUUGGAAAGAUUUUUAAAAAAUGUAAAAAGGGAAUCCUGGUCAACAUGGAUGACAAUAUAAUUAAGCACUACUCCAAUGAAGACACAUUCCAACUACAGAUUGAAGAGUCAGGCGGCUCCUACAAACUGACACUUACUGAGAUUUAAGAGUUCACUGGAGGUCCCUACAGACCUACACUUAAACCAAUAAGUGACUUGCUUUGGGGGAAAAGUCAGGCUUGGUUAUAUAAGCUGAACCAUUGACCACAGCCUCCGACUGCUUCAUGGACCUUGCAUGCUGGGAGAAACCAAGUCCUGUCAAUGUCAGAACAGCUUACCCACAAGUGACCAAUCACAAUCAGACUGAGAAUAUUGAGUGAGUGGGAGUUUUGCUCAAACGGGUUGCAGGUAACUCUGGCAGGAAUGCGAAUAGGAUGAGCUGGUUGACAAGAGACCUUAUCAGCUAUUGGGUAUUGACCCAACCAGGAAGUUGCAUUUCUUUGGAGCAGCAAUUAAUGACAUACUACAAAUAUGAACUUCUAAUAUGCAUUAGAUUGUGUCUCUGUAGAGAAACCAAGCCAAGUCAAGCUUGCAGUUCAAUCUAUCCUUCUCUUAAUCUAUUAAAUGCCACCUGUGCAUGGCAGAAUGGGGCACACUCGGCCCUUACUCUGCAACAUCUUGCAGUGCCAGGGGAGCCAAGGCUGAUCCUUUUAUCUAUUUAAUUGACAACUGCCUUAUAUGUGAAGAACAAAAAAUGUGGGUUUUGUUGUGCAACCUGGUGGCCAUGAAGCUGCAUUGUAAAUAGAAAGUGCAAUACAUUUUUUUUGUAUUUGUAAAUGUGUAAAUAUAUUUUCAUAUUCUUCAUAAAUAAUAUAUAGAAGUUUUGGGAUAUGUAUAUAGGGCAUAGAUAGUCAAGCUCUUUAAUAAGGUUACCAAAAAGAAUGCCUUCUGGGAAAUUCAUAUUUUUUCAUUGGGGGGAUGGAAUCUGCCUGGUCAGUCUCUUCCCUUGAGCUGGUGUAUGUGCCAGUGGUUUAGGCAGCCCUACUGUGCUGAGGCUCAUAGAAUCUCCUCUUAACCAUCCACUGGGAACCUCGGCCAUCGGAACUCUAAAGCUUUGGCAGGGUCUUCCUUGUAUCUUUUCCCUUGAAUUAAUUUUAAACUGUAUCUAGUGAUGUCCACUAUGUAUGGCAUUCGUCUUAUUAAAUUAUUUUGGGGGUGGUGGGAAGGGGCUUUUUAUCUUUCCUCCUUUUAUAGAGUAAAGGCAAAAAAGGGGUGGCAAAGAUCACUGUAAAUGGAAUUUUAUGCACUCUGUGAAAUAGAUUUCUGCUAUAAUAAUCAUGGACAACACCAGCCCAUAAACCUAAUGUUUAGAUUUGGCUUCACCUGAAUGACACCAGCAACCUCUUGUGCUUCCGAUUAGGCCAUAUAGAAGAAUGUAUAGGCUGCCAAGCUGGACUCUGAAAGUAUCACUGUCGGAACAGGUGGCUUGGGGGAAUUCUUGUGUUUAUGAAGUACCUAUAUUUCUAUUUCCUGCUGUCACAGAAGCCAUAUCUUGCGGGUUUUACAGGUAUAAGAGAUCCUUGCUACAAGUUGCUCUUUUAUAUGAGAGUAUUUUGCAGUGAUCAUUAUUUGCUAAGUAUGGUAUUGGCCAAUCAAAAGCAGUGUUCCCAGGUAGGACAUAUGUUUUGCCACCCAUUUCGCCCCCCAGGUCUUGUCAGCUGUGAGCCUGUCGUGGAUAAACCCACCGGUGGAUCAGCGCGGUGAUGCUUAUACCGGAAAAUUGAUUUAUGUUACCAAAACACCAUAACUAAACCCUUUUUGGCUCAUCAAACACAUUAAAGCUUUCCAUAAAACCCUCUCACACAGGGGGAACUGUAUAUUAGAUGACAAGACUGACUUGUUUGCAAAGAGAACCUUUACAGGAUAUGUAUAAAAUGGUACAUUUAAAAACUGGGAAUAUUGCACUUUUGAGUUCCAGGUGCAAAGCCAAUGUAAUAUAUUCACUUAUUUUUAAUGCAAAAUGUUUUGUAAUUGUAUAUGAAUAUAUUUUAUAUAUUACGUUUACGACAUUGUAUGGUUUUUUUUGUAACUUUCUUGAACUUCAGGGAUAGAACUUAAAAAUGUUCUAAAAAAAAUGAAAAAACCCCAAAAAGUUUUCUUUUACAUUUUUCCAAGCUGCAUUAACUUAGUACGGAAGUCAGGAAUGGCUGGUGAGCUAUGUAGGUACUACUGGUAGGGCAGGAGGGUUCCAAUAGCAAUUAGUAACAGUAACAGUUACUUUCAGUGGCCUAAAUGGGGCUUAUCAACACUGGGCUAAUUUACCCAUUGCAACCAAUCAGAUUUUGGCUUUUUUUUUUUUUAGCCAGCUGCAGAUAGAAAAAUGCAAAAAAAAUUUGCCCAGUGUUGAUUUGCAGUGCAGAUUUUUUUGUGGGCAUGUAUAAACCCAAGGGAAGCAAAUGCAUGGCAAUAUGGUAACUGGUCAUGUUGCUUUUUAUUAUUAAUGGCAUGUCUUUGCAUCUGAUACUUGAAGACUGGGAAUAAGAACAAGAAAACUGAUCAUUUUUCUGGUUUUAUGACCAGCAUUGAUACACGGAUAUCUGAGCAGUUGGCGGGGCUUCUGGGUGUUUUUUUGGGUAAACUCAUGAGCUUGGGGUAUCUGGGGCUCUGUAGUCUUAGCAAAUACAUGUAUAUAGGAAGGUGUUUCAUGUUCUAUUUUUAUUGGUUCUGUAUAAAUUUUAACUGGCAAAAAUACAUUUUUAUAUUCCUGUUU
Messenger RNA from Xenopus tropicalis (tropical clawed frog), 4692 nucleotides. RefSeq names its product grainyhead like transcription factor 1 (gene grhl1). The transcript has 16 exons. Gene Ontology annotation, biological process: regulation of transcription by RNA polymerase II; positive regulation of transcription by RNA polymerase II. The coding region runs from base 207 to 2090 and encodes 627 amino acids. Gene Ontology annotation, molecular function: DNA-binding transcription factor activity. NCBI's taxonomy places the organism in Eukaryota, Metazoa, Chordata, Amphibia, Anura, Pipidae. The record is from RefSeq and is a predicted model, not a curated record. Gene Ontology annotation, cellular component: nucleus; cytoplasm.